CAACACCAGAGAGAAACCCUACUUAGAGCAGCCAAACCUUACGCAUUCCAUUUCUCUCUAUUCGCUCUCUUUCAAUCACAACAACAUGGCCGAACGUGGAGGCGGAGACCGUGCCGGUUUCGGUCGCGGCUUUGGCGGUCGUGGACGCGGCGGCGACAGGGGACGAGGGCGGCGCAGGGCAGGAGGGCGCCGCGACGAGGAGGAGAAGUGGGUCCCAGUGACGAAGCUGGGGCGCCUGGUGAAGGAGGGGAAAAUUCGGAGCCUGGAGCAGAUCUACCUACACUCGCUCCCAAUCAAGGAGCACCAAAUCAUUGACACCCUCGUGGGGCCCACCCUGAAGGACGAGGUGAUGAAGAUCAUGCCCGUCCAGAAGCAGACCCGCGCCGGUCAGCGAACCCGCUUCAAGGCCUUCGUGGUGGUCGGCGACAACAACGGCCACGUCGGUCUCGGAGUGAAGUGCAGCAAGGAAGUCGCCACCGCCAUACGCGGCGCCAUCAUUCUCGCAAAGCUCUCUGUUAUUCCUGUGAGGAGAGGCUAUUGGGGUAACAAGAUCGGAAAGCCCCACACCGUUCCCUGCAAGGUUACCGGAAAGUGUGGCUCCGUCACCGUCCGCAUGGUCCCCGCCCCUCGUGGGUCCGGAAUCGUCGCCGCUAGGGUCCCCAAGAAGGUCUUGCAGUUCGCUGGAAUCGAUGACGUCUUCACUUCCUCCAGGGGUUCCACCAAAACCCUCGGAAAUUUCGUCAAGGCUACUUUUGACUGUUUGCUGAAAACCUACGGUUUUCUAACACCUGAAUUCUGGAAGGAGACUCGGUUCUCCAAAUCACCAUUCCAAGAGUACACUGAUCUAUUGGCAAAGCCAACAGGGAAGGCCCUUAUCCUCGAGGAGGAAAGGGUGGAGGCUUGAGUUAGCAGAAGCAGCAGCAGUUUUGAUGUUAUCGGAUGAUUGUGCCUCGUCUUAAGCAUGCUAGGACCCAGUAAUUAUAUGUUUUGCUACCUUUUGUUAUUUCAUUUUCUAUUGAAGGACAUAUUAUAUAUCUCCAUGCUUUUUGUUUUUUCUCAAAUUUAGUUGAAUGGAUAUUAUUUACUGAACUUUCAAACAGGGGUUUAUUAAAUUUUU
Molecule: messenger RNA, 1117 nt
Organism: Glycine soja
Lineage: Eukaryota; Viridiplantae; Streptophyta; Magnoliopsida; Fabales; Fabaceae
Product: 40S ribosomal protein S2-4-like
Exons: 2
Coding region: 86-904 (272 amino acids)
Biological process (GO): translation
Cellular component (GO): ribosome; cytosolic small ribosomal subunit
Molecular function (GO): RNA binding; structural constituent of ribosome
Source: RefSeq, a predicted model, not a curated record